Molecule: messenger RNA, 1693 nt
Organism: Aedes albopictus (Asian tiger mosquito)
Lineage: Eukaryota; Metazoa; Arthropoda; Insecta; Diptera; Culicidae
Gene: Nle
Product: protein Notchless
Exons: 4
Coding region: 125-1570 (481 amino acids)
Biological process (GO): ribosomal large subunit assembly; Notch signaling pathway
Cellular component (GO): nucleolus
Molecular function (GO): protein binding
Source: RefSeq, a predicted model, not a curated record
UCGCUCGCGGUUCGCUCGAACAGCACACACGUGUUUUUGUUUACUACCGUGGCAGUGGUUUUGUUUGCGCGGAAUUCUUAGGACUUGAUCUUUCGUCGGUUCCCAGGUUCAAAACGGCGACGACAUGGAUAUAGACGGUGAGGAAGAAACCCCACAAACGCACACUAUCCAGGCAAGGUUCGUGUCGGAUGUGGGAGUCGAGGCAGGGCCUCCGUUGGAUUUGCCGGUGAACGUGACCAAACAGCAACUGGAGUUGAUUUUGAACGCUCUACUGAAGAAUGAGGAACAAACACCGUAUUUAUUCUUCAUCAAUGAUGACGAAGUUCGUGACUCGAUUCAACAAACGCUUGGCACCAAGCAGUUGGACGUAGAAAAUGUACUGGACAUUGUCUAUCAACCGCAAGCGGUUUUCCGCGUGCGGCCCGUCACCCGCUGCACAAGCUCAAUGCCUGGUCAUGCGGAAGCAAUCGUGUCGCUUUCGUUCAGUCCCAACAGUUUGCAUUUGGCCAGUGGUUCCGGAGAUACGACCCUCCGACUGUGGGAUUUAACAACCGAGACACCGCAUUUCACCUGUACAGGACACAGGAAUUGGGUUUUGAGUGUGGCCUGGUCACCGGAUUCGUUGAAGGUUGCAUCAGCAGACAAGGCAGGAGAAAUUCGAGUCUGGUGUCCCGACACCGGUAAACUGCUGGGACGUCCCCUGGUGGGUCACAAAAAGUGGGUUAGCUGCCUUAGCUGGGAGCCGUACCAUAAGAACCCGGAGUGUCGGUAUUUGGCCAGCGCAGGAAACGACAAUGACGUAAGGAUUUGGGAUGUCGUGUUGGGAACUUGCACCAAGACGAUAGCAGGUCACACCGCUCCGGUAACCGCGGUACGUUGGGGUGGCUCGGGUCUACUGUACACAUCGUCCAGAGAUCGCACCAUCAAGAUGUGGCGUGCAGAGGAUGGCGUACUUUGCAAAACAUUUACCGGACAUGCUCAUUGGGUCAACAAUUUGGCAUUGAACACCGACUACGUGCUACGUACCGGACCGUUCCACCCCGUUAUGGAUAGGAGUAAAUCGUACUCGAUGUCUGACAAAACUGAAAUGCAAAAAUCCGCCCUAGAGCGCUACGAAAAGGUCUGUCCGGAUGGGGUGGAAUCGUUCGUUUCGUGUUCGGACGACUUCACGCUCUAUCUGUGGAAAUCGAGCCAGAAGCAAUUCAUUACCAGGAUGACCGGCCAUCAGAAUGUCGUGAACGAUGUGAAAUAUUCGCCGGAUGUGAAGCUCAUCGCUUCUGCUUCGUUCGACAAGUCCGUGCGGUUGUGGCGCGCCGGUGACGGAGCGUUUAUCUGUGCAUUCCGCGGCCACGUGCAAGCCGUGUAUACCGUGGCGUGGUCAGCUGACUCCAGACUAAUCUUGAGCGGGAGCAAGGACUCUACCUUAAAGGUGUGGAGUGUGAAGGAAAGGAAACUGGCACAGGAGUUGCCCGGGCAUGCCGACGAAGUGUUCGGAGUUGAUUGGGCCCCUGAUGGUUCCAGGGUUGCUUCUGGUGGAAAGGACAAGGUGUUGAAAUUGUGGACAUACUGAACCGAGUACAGUAGUCUAUAUAUUUUUACUCUAAUAAGUAUAAAAAUCGUAACAAUUGCUUUUAAGUCAAAGUCCUUACACAAAGAAAUAUAAUCCAUUGUGCUGUACAGUGUACACAUUUGA